CGUAGUCAUAUAAGGGUCAUUUGGAAGGAUAUAUAUAUAUAUAUAUGCCCAGCUGAAUGUUGUGUCUGUGUGCAUCUGCAAGUGACCGCAGCAGUGAUGUGGAGCAGAUGGCUAAUUCCUGUCCUGUUCAUAUUUGGAGCCACUCAGUCUUGUCACACACAUCCAGGCCUGUCCUGUGUAAAUGACUACAUGAGCAACGUGUCGUGUGAGUGGCAGGUCAGCGCCAAACAUGCAGGUAACAACUGCACACUCCAGGGGUUCAGGAGAACACCAUGGGGAAACAAAGUGAAAGAAUGUAAGCUGGAGCCUUUAAGCUAUCGUGCUAAUGCUACCAGAGCUUGCAGCAUUGUCUAUGAUUCUCUGAGAUUUAGCUUUGCAGAGAGAAUGCGUGUACAGGUGACGUGUAAUGGCACUGCUGUCUUCCCACAGUCUGAAUAUCACCCCGGCCGCAAUGUUAAACUGCGGUGGCCAGACAAGAUAAGCGUUGUCCGGGACAACAUCACGUGGAGUCGAGGCAGCCCCUUCCCAGAGUCCAUCAAGAGAUAUGAGUUUGAGCUGCAGUUCAAACGCACAGGGCAAAGCUGGAAGGAGGCUCGCCUGACACUGGUACAGGGAAUGUUCACCAUUUUGAAUGAGGACUACAUGGUUAAGGGAGAGCGGUACGAGGCCAGGGUGCGUGUGAAGCCGGUCGAGCCCAGCACGACGGGUGAGAUACAGGGCCAGUGGAGCGACUGGAGCCCUUCCGUGUCCUGGAGCUCAGAGAUCGGCAUGAACAAAACCACGCAGGAAAGGCCACUGUCUAUCUUCCCUAGCCUGGGUCUGUGUCUGGUGAUUACAGGCAUAAUGCUGCUCCCUGUCAUCUUCUGCAUAGCUCACACGUGCAAGUGUGUGCUGAAAACAGGCGACCAGCAUGUACCUGACCCCUCCAAAUUCUUCAAGCCCCUUCUGUCCCUCCAUGAAGGAAACCUUCAGAAAUGGCUGCGUCCCGAGUACUCUACCCACUCAUACGUAAGUCCACAAGUCUGCGGCUGUGAGAUCUCACCUGUGGAAAUCUCGGAGGCUUCAGACAGCGCUCUAGCUCUCAUGACUCCUGCGCUCUUCCAGACCAAUCAGACGUUUUUUUUCCAGCAGACAAGCGGCACCAGCCAGUCACUGUCGUCAGGCUUCUCCAACAUGGGGUAUUUUUACACUGAGCUCCAGUCAGGCUUUCUGUGUUUGGAGUCCUGCCCCGUGUACUUCACGUACGAUCCUGAGGCAGGUAGCAGUGGCAUGGUCCAGUCUGCAUCGUCAUAUGAGCGCGUGCAGAACCAACAGCAGAUGGCGCCCUUGAGCCCAGACUCUGGCUUUGAUAUGGGAGAAAAGGAAGAAGAGGAAGAGAGUGAUGACGAGAAGGAAGAAGAGAGGGCCGAGAUGUGCAGAGGGGUCAACGUGCAGCAUUUGGUCUCUUUUGUUUUGUCCUUACCAGAGAGUUCAAGAGUCAACCCCACAGCCCCACACACCCCUGUGCUCCUCGCCCCGCUGCCGGAGCUCUCACCCUGGCCUGAAGAUGCUGUGGUAUCAGUGGCCAGCGAGCCCUCCGAGCUAGCAGAGGGCGCUGUGGCUCGACCCGCCUCUAUGGUGGUGCAGCCCUGCACUAGUGGUUAUUUAAGCCUGAAGGAGAUGCAGAAAUACAGUAACAAGUCCAUCUGAAUAAUUGUUUGUAAUAAUUGUUGGUUAGAAUUGUUGGUUAGAAUUGCUCUCGGUUCAAUUUAAAUGUAAAAUUUCAAUUUGAAUGAGGAUUUAGUUUACAACAGUGAUAUACCGAUAAUUUAAUGCUUUCAAAUAAGAAAUAUUUCCAUUGUGCAUCCAUUCAAUUAAAUCUCAAAGGUGGACAGUGAACUACAUUUACAAGCUAUAAACACACAUAUUAAGGGAAAAGGUCUUUUCUUAUGUAAUAACCAUAGCAUUUGUGUUGCUGUUUUUGUCUGUUUGUGUUGUGUUCUGAAGAUUUUCUAAUAUCCUUGUCCGAUAGGGCCGUGCAAGCAUCGCAGAGAUGGUAAUUAACUGACUUUGAGUUUUUUUUAUAUGUAAGUGUGGUUUUAUUUUUCAGUGCCAAUAGUUCUUGUUUGUCUUAGUUCAGGCUGCUAGAACAAACACAAUGCAAUUUAUUUGAUAUAUAUCAGAUUAGUGGUAGAUUAUUUACCAGGGGUGCCAAACUCUGCUGAAGUGCCAGAGUCCGGCACAGAGGGACCAGGGUCCACCACUGAGGGACCAGUCUCCAUGACUGAGAGCCAAGAUCCAGCACUGACAGACAAGGUCCAGCACUGAGAGCCAAGGGUCCAGCACUGAGAGCCAAGGUCCAGCACUGAGAGACAAGAUCCAGCACUGAGAGACAAGGGUCCAGCACGGAGGGCCAAGGGUCCAGCACGGAGGGCCAGGGUUUAGCAAAGCAGUCUGGAGUCCAGCACAGAGGGACAGAGUCCAGCACUGAAGGCCAGGGUCCAGAGAAAUGAAUGAAAGGUAUAAGCUAAAUGAUGAACUUGCUAAGAUCAAAAUCAACGGAAUAUCAAGUAAAGGUGAACUUUAUUUGAUCAAAGUAAAGCAUUAAUGUAGUGAAAAAUCCAGCUGGCUGACUUUACAUUACAGAAAAGAUAUUUUAAUCCCGGAUCUUGAAUCCAAAUCCGGUCCUGAAUUUUGUAAUUACUGGUAUUUAACUGAAUAUUCAGUAGAAUUGGUUGUCCAUUUUGUCAUUGCACCUGACUCCCGGGUAAAUGGAAGUUGUUAAAUAUUGAUAUGUCUAACAUGUUUAGUCAUUCUGGAUAAGAGUGUCUACCAAAUGAUGUAAUAGUAAUAGAAUGUUGAAGUUCAGGACUCAGAUCCUGAGGACUGAGUGAUGUGAGCACCUCUGAAUGAGUUGAGCACCUCUGUACUGUUGCAUUAAGCACUGUGUUUACUCUGGCAAGAGUGACCAAAGGAAAUACUAAAACUCACCUUCUUGCUCAACAACCUGCAUUUUAUUUGUUGCAGAGUAACUGCUUUACUUUUGCCUAUUUUAUAUAAAGCCAUAAUUAUUUAAUCUAGCUCCUUAUUUUCCAUAAACACCUUCAACUGACUGCAGUAAUUAUCUAUAAGCUAGAUAGCUAAAACACCCACUAUCAGUUUGCAAGCUUAAAGAUCCAUGAAACAACAUGUUCAUUGUCAUGCAUUCUCACAUAUUAAUGUUAACAUUUACCUAUCCUGUAUCAACUGUCCUUAUUCAUACUUGGUUUGAACAAAACAAAUUUUGCCUAGUUAACCGCAUCUUGACCUGAAAAACUGAAAGUGUCAUUAGUCAAAUAUUGUGUAUCCAGUAACAUUAUCUUUGUGUGAGUGUGUAUUAUCUAAAGGGUCAUUCUUUGGUCAAAAAAUAAAAAUGGCAAUGAAUUUA
This is a messenger RNA of Electrophorus electricus (electric eel), 3406 nucleotides long. RefSeq names its product interleukin 2 receptor, beta (gene il2rb). The record is from RefSeq and is a predicted model, not a curated record. NCBI's taxonomy places the organism in Eukaryota, Metazoa, Chordata, Actinopteri, Gymnotiformes, Gymnotidae. Gene Ontology annotation, cellular component: external side of plasma membrane. Gene Ontology annotation, molecular function: protein binding; cytokine receptor activity. Gene Ontology annotation, biological process: immunoglobulin mediated immune response; cytokine-mediated signaling pathway.